AUGGCCGCGGAUAUGCGAGCACUUCGCUCCUUUGUGACGGCUAUAGACGACCGAAAGUAUGACAACGUCCCAGACGGAAUAGUGUGCUUACUAAUUACCCACAGUAAUCUCAAAUUGCAAAUGGUGGAUAUCCGAUUGGACUUGCAUAGCACGAUUGGAGAGCUGCGCCAUAAGGUGUAUCAACACACAGGAACCAAGCCAGAUGCUAUGGAACUGUUGAUUAUGCGUAACGAUGGGUCCAUAUAUCAUCGUUUGGAUAACGAUACGAGAAUGUUGGGAUUCUAUAGUGUGGAGAAUGGCAUGCGACUACAUGUUGUGGACAAGGAUCCAUUCUCACUCUCGAAAGGAGGCGGCCUCGAAGACGUCUCACUUGUCAAAAAGUACGAGAUCUCGGACAAAGACUAUGACAAACGCGAGAAGACUGUGCGUGCAUACAAGCGAGAACAACUUGCCAAAGACCCCAACUGGAAACCUAAGACCAUGAUGAAUGUGGCUAGACCUACUACGGAUUCGUCUACGUUUCCAGACUCAGACAGUGUGAUACAUAUGAAAGUGGGGGAUCGGUGUGAGGUGCAGCCUGGUGGACGUCGUGGAAAAGUGAUGUAUAUAGGAGAGAUUCCAGAGAUUGCACCUGGCUUUUGGGUAGGCGUGCAGUUUGAUGAGCCCGUUGGUAAAGGCAAUGGCUCAGUCAAGGGCGUAACGUACUGGAAAUGCGAGAACAAAUACGGCGGCUUUGUUCGUCCGCAUAACGUGGUAGUAGGCGACUAUCAGGUGCUCGAUCCAUUUGCUGACUUAUCAGACGACGAUAACGAGCUGUAG
Molecule: messenger RNA, 819 nt
Organism: Peronospora farinosa
Lineage: Eukaryota; Oomycota; Peronosporomycetes; Peronosporales; Peronosporaceae
Source: the annotation of a GenBank genome assembly